AUGGCGCGUACAGACGAGGCCGAGUGGUGGUUCAACGCAGUGUACGAGGCCGUCCAGCAGAUCCCCCACGGCAAAGUAACCUCUUACGGCCAUAUUGCUCGCCUGCUAGGAUGUCCUCAGCGGCCUCGACAGGUUGGGAUCUGCCUCAAACACCUGCCGUCGAGUACGGAGGAGUUUUACAAUAACGACAAUGUGCCGUGGCAGCGGGUUAUCAAUUCGAAGGGGAUGAUUUCUCAUCGAGGCCCAGGCUCGGCAGCUAGACAAGCAGCAGCCCUCGAGCUAGAGGGCAUUACUGUACGGUCCGAUGCCAUGAACGAGUUCUACAUCGAUAUGGCGCAAUUCGGAUGGUUUCCGGAUCGGCUACCCAAUGAAGAGAACGAGGAGGAGGGUGGUCCGGAGACUCCCGACGUUGGAGAUGGGGAUAGAGAUCAAGGAUAG
Molecule: messenger RNA, 438 nt
Organism: Arthroderma uncinatum
Lineage: Eukaryota; Fungi; Ascomycota; Eurotiomycetes; Onygenales; Arthrodermataceae
Product: MGMT family protein
Exons: 3
Coding region: 1-438 (145 amino acids)
Biological process (GO): DNA repair
Molecular function (GO): catalytic activity
Source: RefSeq, a predicted model, not a curated record